UUCUUCCUCCAUGGUUGGCGCGCUUUCCCGGCGUUUGUUUACCUUCCGCGGCGGCCUCCUCCCAGUGCUCCUCCCCGCCUUACAAUUACACGCCGCCAUGGGAAUUACGGGCCUUUCCAAGCUGAUCGCCGACGUGGCCCCUGCAGCCGUCAAGGAGAACGAGAUGAAGAAUUACUUUGGCCGUAAGGUUGCUGUGGAUGCCUCCAUGAGUCUGUAUCAGUUCCUGGUGGCGGUGCGGCAGGAGGGACAGAUGCUGACCACUGCGGACGGCGAGACCACCAGUCACUUGAUGGGCUUUUUCUACCGCACGAUCCGUAUGGUGGACAACGGCAUCAAGCCCGUGUAUGUGUUUGACGGCAAGCCCCCCACCAUGAAGGGCGGCGAGCUGGCCAAGCGGAAGGAGCGGCGCGAUGAGGCUCAGAAGGCGCUGGAGCAGGCCGAGGAGGCGGGCAAUGUGGAGGACGUGGAGAAAUUCAGCCGUCGCCUCGUCAAGGUCACGAAAACCCACACGGAAGAGGCCAAGAAGCUGCUGGAACUGAUGGGCAUCCCUUACGUGGAGGCCCCUUGUGAGGCAGAGGCUCAGUGUGCGGCCCUGGCCAAGGCUGGUAAGGUGUAUGGGGUGGCCACGGAGGACAUGGACGCACUCACCUUUGGCACACCUAUCCUGCUGCGUCACAUGACCUUCAGUGAGGCGCGCAAGAUGCCAAUCAAGGAGUUCCACCUGUCUAAAGUGCUGGAUGGACUUGAGCUGAGCCAGGAAGAGUUCAUUGACCUGUGCAUCCUGCUGGGCUGUGACUACUGUGACAGCAUCAAGGGCGUCGGUCCCAAGCGUGCCAUCGAGCUGAUUCGCCAACACCGGAAGAUUGAUGCGGUGGUGAAGCAGCUGGACGGCAAGAAGUACCCCGUCCCAGAGGAGUGGCCGUUCUCCCAGGCCCGGCAGCUGUUUGUCGAGCCGGAGGUGGCCGACCCCAAGGAGAUUGAGCUUAAGUGGAAUGAACCCGACGAGGAGAAGCUGGUGGACUACAUGUGCGGGGAGAAGGGCUUUUCCGAGGAGCGCAUUCGUAACGGCGUGAAGAAGCUGGUGAAGGCUCGCAACGCCAGCACGCAAGGCCGACUCGACUCUUUCUUCAAGGUUUUGCCAUCACCCAAGACCAACGGCACGAAUAACAACAAAAGGAAGGCUGAGGAAAAGGCUGGCAGCACCAAGAAGACCAGAGGUGGAGGUGGUAAGGGGAAGUUCAGCAAGGGUAGAUAGGUAGGUGGGGGCACACACACACACACACACACACACACACACACACACCUAAUACUAUUCUACAAAUUAUUGAGCAAAAUGGAAGAAGUAGACAAGAAGAAGUUACUACUAAAAGAAAAAAAAUACCACUAGGAACACAAGAGGACAUAGUAAAAAUUUGAGGAAGGGAAGAUGCUUGAGAGACAAAGAAAUAUAGCUUCCUGCAAAGAAAUAUAGAGGUUUGGAACAGACUAAGUGAGGAUGUAGUAUCGGCGAGGAGUGUGCAAAGCUUUAAGGAAAAGUUGGAUAAAUGUAGAUAUGGAGACGGGACCACACGAGCGUAAAUCCCAGGCCCUGUGAAACUACAACUAGGUAAAUACAACUAGGUAAAUACAACUAGGUAAAUACAACUAGGUAAAUACACACACACACACGAACACACAACAGCCACCCAGUUUGUCAGGAAGCCAUUGUAUCAUCAUUCAGAGGUUAGCGAAAGCUUUUGUCGUUCAUAACUACCCUCAACGUUAUUAUUAAGACGUUUUUCUCAUUGUUUAAUUAUUAUAUUAUUAAAGGUAAAAUAUU
This is a messenger RNA of Eriocheir sinensis (Chinese mitten crab), 1819 nucleotides long. It is a transcript of the gene Fen1, whose product is annotated as flap endonuclease 1-like. The coding region runs from base 11 to 1255 and encodes 414 amino acids. Gene Ontology annotation, cellular component: nucleus. The transcript is spliced from 8 exons. The record is from RefSeq and is a predicted model, not a curated record. Gene Ontology annotation, molecular function: manganese ion binding; RNA-DNA hybrid ribonuclease activity; 5'-3' exonuclease activity. Lineage: Eukaryota; Metazoa; Arthropoda; Malacostraca; Decapoda; Varunidae.